Messenger RNA from Phycodurus eques (leafy seadragon), 2373 nucleotides. Its product is annotated as integrin-linked protein kinase. The transcript has 13 exons. The coding region runs from base 271 to 1629 and encodes 452 amino acids. Lineage: Eukaryota; Metazoa; Chordata; Actinopteri; Syngnathiformes; Syngnathidae. Gene Ontology annotation, biological process: cell-matrix adhesion; integrin-mediated signaling pathway; substrate adhesion-dependent cell spreading. Gene Ontology annotation, cellular component: stress fiber; focal adhesion. The record is from RefSeq and is a predicted model, not a curated record. Gene Ontology annotation, molecular function: protein binding; protein kinase activity; ATP binding.
UCCGCGAGGGUGUGGACGUCGGCGGGCGGCUCGCUCGGCAAGCAGCGUUCAUUCUAUGCGAAACGCAGAAGAACACCGCUCUCAACAACUCCCGAGGCAUAUCUACUUGUAUUUCACUGCGAUAAAUCUGCAUUUCAGGCUGGUGCGAGCGCCGCUCCGAGGUCCUGCAAUCGUGUCCCUCACUGCCCCUAACGAGGGACGGAUGAAACCUCCGUCUCGCCGCUUCAGCUCCGCGUCGCGUCGCUGAGGUUAACGUCGGACGUCCCCGAGAUGGACGACAUCUUCACGCAGUGUCGAGAAGGCAACGCGGUGGCCGUGCGCCUGUGGCUGGACAACACGGAAAAUGACCUCAACCAAGGAGACGACCACGGCUUCAGCCCUCUGCACUGGGCGUGCCGGGAGGGUCGGUCCAGCGUGGUGGACAUGCUCAUCAUGCGAGGCGCCCGCAUUAACGUCAUGAACCGCGGGGACGACACGCCCCUGCACCUGGCCGCCAGCCAUGGACAUCGAGACAUUCUGGGCAAGCUGAUUCAGUGCAAAGCAGACACCAACGCAGCCAAUGAACACGGGAACACGCCGUUGCAUUACGCCUGCUUCUGGGGACAAGACCUGGUGGCAGAGGACCUCGUGAACAACGGGGCUCAGGUGAGCAUCUGUAACAAAUACGGCGAAACUCCCCUGGACAAAGCCAAACCUCACCUGCGAGAGCUUCUCAGAGAAAAAGCUGAGAAAAUGGGACAGAACUUGACCAAAAUCCCCUUCAAGGACACUUUUUGGAAAGGCACCACCAGAACUCGACCCCGUAAUGGUACUUUGAACAAACAUGCAGGCAUCGACUAUAAACAGCUCUCUCUCCUGGCGAGAAUAAACGAGAACCAUUCUGGAGAGCUGUGGCAAGGGCGUUGGCAAGGCAACGAGAUCGUGGUCAAAGUGCUGAAGGUCCGCGACUGGACCACAAGGAAAAGCAGAGACUUCAACGAGGAGUAUCCCAAACUCAGGAUCUUUUCCCACCCAAAUGUCCUCCCCAUGUUGGGAGCAUGUCAGUCUCCACCAGCCCCUCACCCCAUCAUCAUCACACACUGGAUGCCUUACGGCUCCCUCUACAACGUGCUGCACGAGGGCACCAACUUUGUGGUGGACCAGACGCAAGCGGUCAAGUUUGCCCUGGACAUUGCCUGCGGGAUGGCCUUCUUGCACACGCUGGAGCCCAUGAUCCCCCGCCACUAUCUGAACAGCAAGAGCAUCAUGAUCGAUGAAGACAUGACAGCCAGAAUCAGCAUGGCGGACGUCAAGUUCUCCUUUCAGUGUCCUGGCAGGAUGUACUCGCCCGCUUGGGUUGCCCCUGAGGCCCUGCAGAAGAAGCCAGAGGAGAUCAACCGGCGGUCGGCCGACAUGUGGAGCUUCGCCGUGCUGCUCUGGGAGCUGGUGACCAGGGAGGUGCCCUUUGCGGACCUCUCCAACAUGGAAAUCGGCAUGAAGGUUGCCUUGGAGGGCUUGAGGCCCACCAUUCCUCCCGGCAUCUCGCCACACAUCUGCAAGCUGAUGAAGAUCUGCAUGAACGAGGACCCGGCCAAGAGGCCCAAGUUUGACAUGAUCGUGCCUAUUCUGGAGAAAAUGCAGGACAAGUGAAAAGAGCGGAACGUUGACCCUCCCCGGGAUGUUCCCUUAAACUAUUUUUUAUUACCGCCGCAUUGAGCACCGCCACCACUACAGUCAAGCAGCAGUCAUUGUUUAUUUUUCUUGUCUAAGUGUGUGUGUUUUUGUUAUUGUGUGUCAUGUUGACUGUAAUCAUAUGGACUGAAUACACUGACGAACCUGUGGAGAAUAUCGACGGGUUUAUUUAGGAUCCGAAUGGUCUUUAAAUAUGCUAAAGGCGGGUCUUAUCUCAACGUGAGUUGCCGCUCAGCAUUUUGCAAAGCGUGACAAAACAUUUCUGCGUGUAAUGAUGAGUAAAGCUAUUUUUAAAGUAACUCAUGUUUCCCAUUCAGCUAUUAGGGAAAAUAUUUGUGUCCAUUUAUUUUUUAUGUCUCAUUGAAAAUCUAGCCCAAAUGUGCUUGUAAUUCUUAAUUCUAUGUCUAAAAGUGCCUGAGAUUGAACUUGUUUAAUUGAUGAAUUGUGGCCACCGAAGAGAGAACAAAUAGUGUACUUGCUGUAUAUCAUCAGUCAUGUCUUUUUAUUCAUUGCAUCCUACACGCCAUUAUUAUUAUUAUUAUUAUAUUUUCGCUGAUCUUCUACUUUAAUCACACACUCGUCUAUUGUCUUUUCUGUGCCUCCAUCAGCUUGCUUGUUUGCGUCCAAGCCAAAAUCAAAAGCAACCUAUACAAAUGUAUGUAUUUAUAUAUAUAAUAUGAAUAUAUUAAAUGGAAAAGUAUG